UCCUGUGGUGAUUACUCCAAGUACACGAACAUCAAUUUGUAUAAUAACUUGGUGACCAUCAGAGAGCAAGUUAUAGGAAACAUCACCACCUGUCGCAGCGUGGUGGAGACAACACCAGGUUGUAAACUGGACAUCGCUUUCAUAAUGGAUGACUCGACUUCAGUCAGCAGCACAGAGUUCACAGACAUGAAAAGCUUCUUCAAAAGUCUUGUCGCCCGAAUGGUUGUAGGUGAUACGACAGUAAGAAUCGGGGUCGUAACCUUUGGUGACGGAGCAGUUACCACUUUCCCUCUCAACCAAUACUCUACUUCUGCUGACGUCAUUGCUGGUAUUGAGGGUAUCAGCCGAGGAAAUUCGAGCUAUGGUAGGAGUUAUCGCUAUGUAGACAGAGCCUUGGAAUACACACAGAAGAGCUUCUUCACCAAGGCUAACGGAGAUCGUACUGACGCUGCUAAUUACUACGUCAUACUUACACACGGGUAUUCCUACGGAUACAAGACCACGGAAUUCGGAUCAGUGUUACGCUCAAUGACCAGCGUAAUCAACGAUAUAUUCAUUGUUGGUGUUGGUAUCACGUCUUCCACCUAUGACGCGGACUACCAGGGGGCAGUCAGCGACACAAAGAAAUACAUAGAGAGCAGUAACUUCAUAGGACUUCAGUGCAUUAACGACAUGGUGGUCUCUAACAUCACAACGUGCCCAUUAGCGUCAAUUACUCCUUCUACUCCUUCCACUCCUGUAAAUCCAAGUUGUAAGCUAGAUAUAGUGUUUAUUCUGGAGACAAAUAAAUACUCUUCUGAUGAAAACUAUAUCUACCUGAAAGAUUUUUUCUCCAAACUAGUUCAACAAAUUGGUGUAUCGUCCGACACAGUCCGUAUCGGCGCCAUAAGAUACAACAGUAAAGCAUACACGGCCUUCGAUCUUCAAACGUACACGGCUAGUGAUGACGUCAGUGACGCUUUGUUGCAGCUAUCAGAUUCUACAGACAGUGGAUUCCUUAUAGAUUCCGCACUAUCUUACGCGCAAUCGACAUUUUUCACUGCCGCCAACGGAGAUCGCGAUGACGCAGCUAAUUAUUACGUGUUUACAAUAGAUGGAAUAAGGAGUGGGGCGGCAAAACAAGGCGAACUGAUCGCAGCUAACUGGCCAGACACGGUCUUCGCCAUUGAUAUCAACAGCAGUUUUCCCACAGAAUAUGAAAACACCACUGGAGACAGUAGCCGCUAUUUCUAUGCUGCAUCCUACGCAGACCUGUCCUCUAUUGAAUCGUCAGUUUUGGCGGCCAUAAGCAGUUGUCCGGUUCCCAUCACUACUACUACUACAACUACCAUUGACAGAUCAGCUACCACCACUGUAGACGACUCCCGGGAGAAUGUCAAUGUCUCUGCCCCGUGUCCAAACAGUUUACUUUAUCUGUAUCCAGAGGAUUUAACUGCAAGCAACGAUGGAGCGAAAGGAAUGAUGUACCUGAUGACAGAUUUUGUUUUUGCCGCACCUAGUUGCUCGCGCAUUACAUCAUGGGAAUUUUCCUACUCGAAAUCUGGUUGGAUAGAUUUUAUGGUGUGGAGACCUCUAGGGAAUAAAUAUAAACUGGUGGCAUACAAUACGAUCUAUGUUGAUGGUGCGAAUACAACUGUCUACACUGUGGAGGAAUACCAGAAAAUUGCAGUGCUUGAAAACGACGUCAUUGGGUGGUAA
Messenger RNA from Ostrea edulis (European flat oyster), 1698 nucleotides. RefSeq names its product collagen alpha-4(VI) chain-like. Bases 145 to 1698 code for a protein of 517 amino acids. NCBI's taxonomy places the organism in Eukaryota, Metazoa, Mollusca, Bivalvia, Ostreida, Ostreidae. The transcript has 8 exons. The record is from RefSeq and is a predicted model, not a curated record.